Molecule: messenger RNA, 2207 nt
Organism: Pteronotus mesoamericanus
Lineage: Eukaryota; Metazoa; Chordata; Mammalia; Chiroptera; Mormoopidae
Gene: THUMPD2
Product: THUMP domain containing 2
Exons: 10
Coding region: 34-1617 (527 amino acids)
Biological process (GO): tRNA methylation
Molecular function (GO): tRNA (guanine) methyltransferase activity; RNA binding
Source: RefSeq, a predicted model, not a curated record
ACCCCUGAACCGCGAGGGCGCGCCCGAGCCGCCAUGGCGGCCGGGCCCGGAGAUCCUGAAUCCGGGCCAGCAGCGGGCGCCCGCUUCUUCUGCACCGCGGGCCGCGGCUUGGAGCCCUUCCUGAUGCGGGAGGUGCGGGUGCGGCUGCAGGCCACGCAGGUUGAAUACGUCUCAGGAAAAGUGUUUUUUACCACCUGCUCUGACUUGAAUAUGCUGAAAAAAUUAAAAUCCGCAGAAAGAUUGUUUUUAUUGAUUAAAAAGCAGUUUCCAUUUAAUGUUUCUUCUGUAAAUAAAGGAAAAAUACAUAAUGAAAUGCAACAACUUAUAAACAGUGAUCCUCAAAGUUGGCUGAAUGCCAUUUCAAUUUGGAACAAUCUUCUGAAACUAGAUGCAAAAAAGGAAAAACUUUCUCAAAGAGAUGCUGACCCACCAAAAAGAAAAAUGAGAGAAAAUGACACUAUGAUCACUAAGAAAUUAAAAACAGAACAAAUGCAACAGAUACAAGAGAAUAGGGAAUGUCAGGUGGAAGAACAAAUAGAAGAGGAAACACUGGAGCAAGGAGACCUUCUCACUAAAAGAGAAAAAUUUCAAGAAGAAGAACUUCAGAAUGAAGUGGCAAAAGCAGUUGACACUCAUAACCAGAAUGACUUGACUUUUAGAGUUUCUUGUCGCUGCAGUGGAGCCAUUGCAAAGGCCUUUUCUGCACAGGAGGUAGGAAGAAUAAUUGGAAUUGCUCUUAGGAAACAAUUUGGAUGGAAAGCAGAUUUGAGGGAUCCGAAGAUAGAGAUCUUUAUACAUCUAAAUGACAUUUAUUCUGUCAUGGGAAUUCCCGUGUUCAGGGUCCCUUUAGCCAGCAGAGCUUACAUCAAGACGGCAGGACUGAGAUCUACCAUAGCAUGGGCAAUGGCCUCUGUCGCUGAGAUUAAGGCUGGUACAUUUGUUUUAGAUCCAAUGUGUGGACUCGGAACAAUACUUUUGGAAGCUGCAAAAGAAUGGCCGGAUGUGUACUAUGUGGGUGCUGAUGUCAGCGACUCACAGUUACAAGGCGCGUGUGACAAUCUGAAAGCUGCAGGCCUUGUGGAUAAAAUUGAGUUACUUCAAGUCUCUGUUAUAGAAUUGCCAUUGCCUUCAGAAAGUGUUGAUAUUAUUAUUUCUGACAUUCCAUUUGGGAAAAAGUUUAAGUUAGGAAAAGACAUCAAAAGCAUUCUCCAAGAAAUGGAAAGAGUGCUUCGUGUUGAUGGAACCGUUGUCUUAUUGCUUAGUGAAGAUCACUGUAGGCACCUCAAAGGUUGUGAAGAGAGCAGCAUCCCUUUGAAUUCCAAAGGCAGCCACACAGAUGAACCUGGAGCUGAAAAGUAUUUGAUUCGUGAAGAAAAAACAGGCAUAUCAGAGACAGUGUCACCUUCACUGGAAGCCAGUAACCAAGAAUGCUUACCCAAAAUGCCACCAUUUGGCUCUUUGGUGCCCUUGGAAUGCUACAAAGUAAGCCUUGGGAAAACAGAUGCAUUUAUAUACAAAUAUAAGAAGUCAUGCUCUUCCAGAUAUAGCAGGCUAGAUACCGUGAGCCAUGUUCAAGUCCUUGAAUGUCAGCCCUCCAGCAGCAGCGGUUGUCUCUAGGAUCUUGAUAGUGCCACCGAGUUUCAAGCAGACAAAUGCCCCCGAACACAGGAGGCGUGGCUGCUGGACGCAGGUUUUAGUAUGUGUUUCUGCUUUAGUCUCUGAAGGGCUUCAUGUUUCUGACAAAGAACAACUAAUAAAUAUUAAACUAAAGUGCUCCUGAACUUAGUAUUCUGUGAGAAUGGGAAAAGCUCUGCCCCGCCUGCAGGGUUUAUGAGCAUCAACAAAACAAAAAUUUUCAGAGGUUCAUGAAGUGUAUCAAAAUUGUCACAGGUUGGUAAUAGAAUAACUAUCAGAUUUUUUUGAAUAUAGAAACUUUUAUGGUUUCUACUAAGUUGGUUUCUAUAUUCAAAAUACUGUACAUAAAAUUAUACGUUCAGAAAAUCAGGUUUAAUAUGAAAAGUUAACUCCUUUUAUAUGUUAUAUGUCUUGAAUUGUGUGAAACAUCAGUGGGAAUGAUAACAGUAUGAAUUAAGCCAGUAUCCUCCAAUAUGGUAGAAAAUAGUUUUUUCUCAAAGCAUUAAUAAAUUGUCACCUCAUUCUUAUUUAAAUUAAAUGCAUCCCUUGUGUGCACUGCAUGAAACAGAAAA